Molecule: messenger RNA, 984 nt
Organism: Aureobasidium pullulans EXF-150
Lineage: Eukaryota; Fungi; Ascomycota; Dothideomycetes; Dothideales; Saccotheciaceae
Product: ubiquitinyl hydrolase
Exons: 3
Coding region: 1-984 (327 amino acids)
Biological process (GO): ubiquitin-dependent protein catabolic process; protein deubiquitination
Cellular component (GO): cytoplasm
Molecular function (GO): cysteine-type deubiquitinase activity
Source: RefSeq, a predicted model, not a curated record
AUGUCGGGAGGCUGGAACACAAUCGAGUCAGACGCUGGCGUCUUCACAUACCUACUCGAGAACCUCGGUGUCAAGAACGUCCAGUUCGAAGAGCUCAUCUCAUUAGACUCACAAUCGCUCGGUCGACUGUCGCCGCUAGGCGUCAUCUUCCUCUUCAAGUACAACAACGAUGGCCGCAAAUCAGAUGGUCCGCUAGACGGUCAAUUCGACUUUGAAGCAACUUACAACCUGGACGACGCUGGCAGUGGAGGUGAUGGCAAGGGCAAGGUGUGGUUCGCCGCUCAGACAAUUCAAAAUGCUUGCGGCACACAGGCAUUGCUCAGUGUCUUGAUGAACAAGGACAACAAGGAUGGUGUUGAGUUGGGUCCUCAUUUGACAGACUUCAAGGACUUCACAGCUGCCUUCCCACCGGAUAUCCGUGGUGAGGCUCUCAGCAACAGCGACCUUAUCCGCGACACGCACAACUCCUUCGCCCGCAGCUCGCCCUUCGUCUCAGACGAGACCCGUAUGGCCACUCAAGACGACGACCUCUUCCACUUCAUCGCAUACACCAGCAUCAACGGCACAUUGUACGAACUCGACGGUCUCCAAGAAGCUCCCAUCAGUCACGGCCCUUGUGCCCCCACAGACUUUGCCGACAAAGUCAUUCCCGUCCUCCAACGCCGCAUCGAACGCUACCCCUCCAACGAGAUCCGCUUCAACCUACUCGCCAUGUGCCAAGACCUCCGCGUAAAAGCAAGAGAAUUCGGAGAUGAAGACAUGGUGUACCGUGAAGAAGAGAAGAGACGUGCAUGGCAGUGGGAGAAUGCUCUGCGCAGACACAACUUUGUCGGUUUCGUAGGUGAAUUGAUGAAGGGUGUCACUGCUGCCAAGAUUGCAGACGGCUCUUACGAUGCCUGGAUCGAGGACUCGAAAACAAAGACGAAGAAGAAGCUCGAAGAGAGCAAGAAGAAGGGAUACAAUCCUGAUGAGAUGGAGAUGUGA